Erythranthe guttata (spotted monkey flower) is the source of this 1889-nucleotide messenger RNA. RefSeq names its product B-type cell cycle switch protein ccs52A. NCBI's taxonomy places the organism in Eukaryota, Viridiplantae, Streptophyta, Magnoliopsida, Lamiales, Phrymaceae. The record is from RefSeq and is a predicted model, not a curated record. Gene Ontology annotation, cellular component: anaphase-promoting complex. Gene Ontology annotation, biological process: anaphase-promoting complex-dependent catabolic process; positive regulation of anaphase-promoting complex-dependent catabolic process; positive regulation of ubiquitin protein ligase activity. Gene Ontology annotation, molecular function: protein binding; ubiquitin ligase activator activity; anaphase-promoting complex binding.
AGCAUAUACAGAUUUACCUACCUGUGAUUAAUUUCCCGGGAAUCACAUACAAUCCCCUCCACAAACACUAACCCCGAUCCGCCGCCGCAUCUCGUCUUCCAACCACCGCGGCCGCCGCCGCCGAACGGCGAUUAUCGGAGAAAAAGUGUCCGCCAUGGAAACCCCAACCCCUAGCACAAGCGCAUCGUCCACAGACCCGGCGACGCCGGUGUCGAAGCUUCUCAGCUCAUCCUACCGCCGCCCCUCUUCCUCCCGCACAAUCUACAGCGAUCGAUUCAUCCCGAGCAGAUCCUCUUCCAAUUUUGCCCUCUUCAAUCUGCCCAAUUCCAACCCCGGCGCAUCUUCCGACGAUUCGCAUUCUGCGUACACUAAUCUGUUAAAGUCCGCCCUUUUCGGGCCCGAAUGUGUCGGUGGUGGUAAUGGGUUUCAGCCGUUGACUCCAGAGAAGUCCUCCUCCGGCGGGAGGUUCGGCACUCGGAAUAGCGAUGGUAGUAAUUUGCUGAUUAGUCCUCCUAAUUGCAAUAUAUUCAAGUACAAGACUGAAACAAGGAAAUCUUUGCAUUCUCUUUCGCCGUUUGGGUAUGAUGAUCCACUCCCCGGCGUAUCCCACAGCCCUGUUAAAGCUCCCAGAAAAAUUCCAAGGUCUCCUUACAAGGUUUUGGAUGCACCGGCAUUGCAAGAUGACUUUUAUCUAAACCUCGUCGACUGGUCUUCGAAUAACGUGCUGGCAGUGGGGCUCGGCACCUGUGUAUAUCUGUGGCAUGCUUCGAGCAGCAAGGUGGUGAAAUUGUGCGAUUUAGGAUUCGAUGACAGUGUCUGCUCUGUUGGCUGGGCACAACACGGUACAAAUCUGGCUGUCGGAACUAGCAACGGCAAAGUCCAAUUAUGGGAUGCCGCUCGAUGCAAGAGAGUUAAAACUUUGGAGGGACAUAGGCUGAGAGUUGGUUCCCUCGCAUGGAGUUCGUCUUUAUUAUCUUCCGGAAGCCGGGACAAGACUAUUCUUCAACGAGAUUUACGAACUCCAGAUGAUUAUGUCAGCAAAUUAACUGGACACAAAUCAGAGGUUUGCGGAUUGAAGUGGUCGUACGACAACCGAGAGUUAGCAUCCGGUGGUAAUGACAACAAACUUUUUGUGUGGAACCAACAUUCGACGCAGCCGGUGCUAAAAUACUGUGAACACACUGCGGCUGUAAAAGCAAUUGCAUGGUCACCGCAUCUGCACGGACUCCUUGCUUCCGGAGGCGGCACUGCUGACCGAUGCAUUCGUUUUUGGAACACCACUACAAAUUCACACCUCAGUUGCAUGGAUACUGGAAGUCAGGUGUGCAAUCUUGUUUGGUCGAAGAAUGUGAAUGAACUAGUGAGCACACAUGGCUACUCCCAGAACCAAAUUAUAGUGUGGAGAUAUCCGACAAUGUCUAAGUUGGCUACUCUAACAGGCCAUACAUACAGAGUCUUGUACCUUGCCAUUUCACCAGAUGGACAGACCAUUGUAACAGGAGCUGGAGACGAGACACUUAGGUUCUGGAAUGUUUUUCCUUCACCCAAAUCUCAGAACACUGAAAGUGAAAUCGGAGCAUCGUCUCUUGGAAGAACUCAGAUUCGUUGAUCCUACUAUUAUUAAUCCGUCAUAGAAAGGCAAUACAGAUUAAUUGCAAGUAAGGGCCUUGAAUUUUUUUUUAAAUUUGCAGAGAAGGCCACAAAGAUUGAGUCGGUUGUUUCUCGCAAUCGUGUAAAUCGGUAAAUAUCUGUUACUGAUGUUCUAAGGUAGCAAAAUAGAGGGAAAUUAGUAUAAGUAACAUCCGGCUACUUAUAUAUAUUGUAAAUAAUUGCUAUUCACACCGGAUAAAAGAUUUACUAUUUAUCUACACACUUUCGUGCUCGAUGUU